AUGGCAUCAAUUGAAUCUUUGCUAACUCUCACGCUCGACCUGCCGCCGAGCUGUAUCGAGUUCUGGCCGCGCGACUCGCAGUACGCUGUUGUUGGCACAUACAACCUCGAGAAAGAAGACGGACAAGGAUUGUCAGAUCCUGCACAACAUGAGGGGCAAAAGAAGAGCCAGCAGCGCAACGGGAGCUUGAUACUGGUUCGUGUAAAAGGUGAUAGAGUCGAAAUCGUCCAGACACUUACAACACCAUCUGCAAUCUUAGAUGUACACUUUCUUCCACAAGAGGGCGCAGACUCCAUCUUCGGAGUGGCGACUUCAACAGGUUCGAUUGGUAUCUACCAGUUGGAUCAAGAAUCUGCUGGGGACAUCCCUGAAAUCAUCCUCCUUCAGACCAUCCAAUAUUUCCCCGAGAAUGAGCUGAUCACCGCUUUCUCAUGGCACCCAGAGCAGUCCGCCGUUGGCAUGACUCUCUCGACUGGAAAGGUAUGUCUCGGCAAAGUCGACUUGGAAAACCCAUCGCAUAUGGACGUUGGGCUCCACGAGCUGGAAGCCUGGACCCUUGCAUUCCUGCCAGAUGGAACGGGCAUUUACUCCGGAGGCGAUGAUAGCGCUCUGAAGUACAUGGAGCUACCACGUGAUCACCCCGACAGCAAAGAGGAAAUCGCCGGAGCAAACUACGCCCCUUCGUGGAUCAUGUCAUGGUCAGACAAGAAAGCCCACAGCGCCGGUGUCACCGCAAUCCUCCCACUCCACUCGGACAGCGCAAGCAGUUGGAUAGUCACCGGUAGCUACGACGAUCAUAUCCGCCUGAUCCACGCCCCUACCGUUGGCCGCCGGCAAGUGCAUGCUGAGAUGGACCUUGGAGGCGGAGUGUGGCGCUUGAAGGUUUUAGACAAGAAGUUGCCACGCCAAGCCGCAAUUAACUCGAGCGAAGCGACACAGCCGCCGGAAGAAGUACUCCUGCUGGUCAGCUGUAUGCAUGCUGGUGUGCGCAUUGUCAAGCUUGUUCGCGACGGCGAUGAUUGGUGUUUCAAGGUUCUGGCCAAGUUCGAGGAGCACAAGAGCAUGAACUAUGGAAGCGACUCGCAGGUUGGACUGAAUGCGAAGGGGCAGCGAACAUUCAUCUCUACGAGCUUUUAUGAUCGACUGCUAUGUCUCUGGAGAUAUUAGGGGAAGAAUAGUAGGC
Molecule: messenger RNA, 1183 nt
Organism: Macroventuria anomochaeta
Lineage: Eukaryota; Fungi; Ascomycota; Dothideomycetes; Pleosporales; Didymellaceae
Exons: 2
Coding region: 1-1167 (388 amino acids)
Molecular function (GO): protein binding
Source: RefSeq, a predicted model, not a curated record